UUAGGAAUGUUUUGUUUUGAAAAGCCUUGUUUGGAUGCUCUGUCCAAUCUAUAUCCUUACUGUGCCAUUUUAAGCAAAUGCAAUUGUUCUCCGACAUCUUCGUCGGAAACUCCGACCCUCAUGGAACUUUUUCCUCUUCCUCUCUCUCAUUCUCUCCUCUCACAAACAAAUUUUCUCUUUCCUCCCUACAAAAACCAAGCUUCAACUUCCAUUUUUCUCUUUUGGGUUGCUCUAACCGUACCCCCAAAACCUUGCAUUCCCAUUGCAACAAUCUCCAAACCUCAUUUUCCACUGCACGAGCAAGCAAAAAGGGUUGAAACUUUUGAGUUCCUUCGUGGAACUGAGGUGCGGGUUCCUUUCCAGGAGCAUGUUUACGAGAAAUAUUAUGUGAUCAUGGUGAUAUAUCAAUUGUCAUGGUGAACAUUCAUGUUCUUAUAGUUGUGGAGGGAAUCGUUGUGUAGAAUUCCUGGAAAUUUUGCUGGUUCUCCAUCAUGAAUAUUCAAGUUUCUCUGCUGAGUUUAAUUGAUUUUAGAAGGAUUUCGGAAUAUGGUAAUUUAGAAAGGUGCAUGGCGAAUGAGAAUUUGUACACUGUUCAAGGUUGGGAAAAUCUGUGUUGGAAAAUUUGUUAACUGGAAAUUGCCUUUGAAGUGAAGGUAAAGAGAUUUAUCUGUUAGACUUUGUGUCUGGAAUGGGCAAUUUACACGAGGAGAAACCACCAUCACUGGUUAAACGUGGUUAGAUGUCGAUAAUUCAGUGCUCUAGUGCAAAAAGUGGUUAUAGGAAACUAACUAUAUGAUAAUCCACCAUGAACAAUGAGGAUCCUGGCAUUUCAGGCAAACAAUAUAUAGGUGCGGUGAAUUAUGGUUUAGGCAACCAAAUCUCUUCUGCUGAGGAUGGACAUGACAUAUGUUACCAAACGGGUGAAGAGUUUUCUGCGGAGUUCUUACGUGAUCGAGUUGCCUUAAGAAGAAUUCCUGUCAUAACUGACACAGACAUGCGUCUGCCAAACAGAUUGGAUGUUAAUAUUAAUGAUAAUAAUUGUCAGUUGGUUUAUGAGGAUCUAAAGCAUGCUCUCGGGCUAAGGAGAGCAGAUUCGGAUGGUAACUCGGAUUUGUCAGAGUUUGCAUUUGCCAGAGGAUGUGUUGGUGAAGUUGACAACAGGACCUAUCCUAAUAAUUUGAACAGAUACCAGUUUGAACAAGCUGGUAUCAGACAAGUAUCAGGUACAUUUUCUAAACAACUAUCAGGUAACUUUUCGGAGGGAAGUGGUGUUGAUCAAGUUAAUUCGGGACCAAAUACUUCACCUAUGUACGUUGACUCACCUCAUUCAUACCAUCCUUAUGCAUCAGUAUUCACAGAAGGUUCUUUCUACAAGAAGAUAAAGUUUCUUUGUAGCUUUGGAGGUAGAAUACUACCAAGACCAAAUGAUGGGAAGCUCAGAUAUGUGGGUGGAGAGACACGGAUAAUAUCAAUUAGGAAGAGCAUCGCAUGGGAAGAACUUAUGAGGAAGACUUCUGCUAUCUGCAGUCAAAGUCACACUAUCAAGUACCAGCUUCCUGGAGAGGACCUUGAUGCUCUUAUAUCUGUUUGUUCCAACGAGGAUCUUCAUCAUAUGAUUGAGGAGUAUGAAGAACUUGAAAGAGCUGGAGCCUCUCAACGGCUGAGGAUUUUUCUCAUCCCUUUAAAUGAAUGUGAGAGUUCAAGUUCCAAUGAAGCAAUAGUCAAUCAGCAAAGUGAUGCGGAUUAUCAUUAUGUUGUUGCUGUUAACAGUAUGCUGGAUCCAAGUCCACAACAGAGUUCCAGUGGGCGAAGUUUAGCAAGCCAUACAAGCCAGUUUGGAAAUACCAUUGAUUACAGCAGUCCACAUUUUCACAGAGAUUCAUCCACAUCUGCAUUUGCUUCAGAGAUAAAAGACUUGACCCCAACCUCUCCAAAUUUUGCAGGCCUACUCUCAAAACCCAGUCCUCAAUAUUUUACGACCCUAGCUGGCCAGACAUUCAACCAAAUGUCUCCUUUACCUGCUGUUUGUGAUCCCCAAAAUUCUAAUGGACAGCUAUUUAUCGAUAAACCAUAUAAUGCUAUGAAUGAGAGCAUUACUCCCUUUGUUACGGAAAAAGUUCCACAUGACAAUACUCUGUAUGUAGACAAUGGCAAUUAUGUUGAUCCAGUUGCAUACUAUAACAAUCUUGCUCAAGGGCAUAGACGCGUGAAUUACCAUCCUAAUAAUCAAUAUAUAAGGGAGUCUGACCAGAUCAGGAGGCCUCGUGAGAAUCUUCAUCUUCACAGACAUAACAGAAGCAACGAUUUUGUCUCUUCUGCAACAUGUAAUCUAAAUAUUCCGAGUUAUGAGAGACCUUUAAUUACCAGUGAUGGUUCAUAUCAUUUUAACAAUAUUGUCUCUCAUCCUCCCGAGUCUCCAAGUUUAUUGUCAGAAUCUGAUCCUAGAGAGGGUUCUCGGUACACAAUGUUGCAUGCACACUCUGACUCGAUACUUAAUGAGAAUGAUGAAAACAGUAAGGCCCACUUGCUAUUUCCCCGCAAUGUAGAGAGAGACAAUUUUCCAUCACGAAAAAAUUCAAGUCAUUUAGAAGAAUAUUCAUUACAGCCUGGAGAGAUAAUUGAUAGGAAAGAGCACCUGGCUAAGUAUCAAAAUUUGCCCAUUUUUGGAAUGACUGAUAGCUAUAAGAAAGUAUUAGAUAUUGGUAAAGAGAAUUUGCAACAUGCAGAAAAGAACAAUGAUUUCUUUGGAGAAACGAACAAUGCCAUAGAUUUUAAACAUUUACAGCACAUCUACACUCCACAUGGUGUUUCUUCAUCUUCUCCAGAUUUACAGAGAAGUGAAUGCAAUGCAUCUACUGAGUCUUUUGUCUCUCUCGAAUCCCCAAUAAACCUGAGGGGGCAAACAAGUGUGGUACAAUUAGACAGAGCCACUUCUGAGCUUUCCAUGAUGAGCCGAAAUUCAUCAAAAAUGCAUCACCAAUAUCAUAUGUCUGUGGCAAAAGACAGUCAACCACUUUUCCCUGGCCCUUUUAAGUCCCAAAAUGACAAAGAAUCCUCAUUACCUAUCUCAUAUAUGGACAUGAUUUCUUCCCAAAGAGAGGUUGCUGUCCCUGUCGGAGAUCCUGCGUACUACCUGCACCAGAAGGAAGAAAACACAAUCAUUGAGAAUCGAUCUUCCGAAAAUAUCAGUGAAUUCUGUGUCAACAGGCCAGUGUCUGAUUCCAAGGGACCUAAAGAUUCUAUUUCUUCGGGUAUCCAGUCAUGCUUAAAAGUUGUCUCGAAUGUAGAUGAAAAGGUUGAAGUUGAACCUACAUCUCUCAAAAAGGAAGGGAUAGAAUGUGAUAGUCCAGAAUCUGAAAGUAAGCAUGCAAGGCCUGAUGGUGGAAACAUCAACAAGUCUACUGGUGAUAGAGAAACUGCUGAAAUAGAGUCUGAAAUUUAUGGAUUACAGAAUAUUGAAAAUGAUGAUCUUGAAGAAAUGCAAGAGUUGGGAUCUGGAACCUUUGGAACUGUUUAUCAUGGAAAGUGGAGGGGGACAGAUGUUGCAAUUAAGAGAAUAAAAAGCAGCUGUUUCUCGGGUAGAUUGUCAGAGCAAGAGCGGUUGAUUAAGGAUUUUUGGAGGGAGGCACAGAUUCUGUCAACUCUUCACCAUCCAAAUGUGGUAGCGUUUUAUGGGGUAGUUCCAAAUGGCCCUGGUGGAACACUGGCAACAGUAACAGAAUACAUGGUGCAUGGAUCACUCAAGAGUGUUCUCAUGAAGAGGGAAAAAGUGCUUGACCGUCGUAAAAGGGUCCUGAUAGCAAUGGAUGCAGCCUUUGGAAUGGAAUAUUUGCAUUUGAAAAAUAUUGUUCAUUUUGAUUUAAAGUGUGAUAAUUUACUUGUCAAUCUGGGCGAUCCUGAACGACCUGUAUGCAAGGUUGGAGAUUUUGGCCUAUCCAGAAUAAAACGUAAUACACUUGUUUCAGGUGGUGUCCGAGGAACCCUUCCAUGGAUGGCACCUGAAUUACUGGAUGGUAACAGUUGUAGGGUAUCUGAGAAGGUUGAUAUUUUCUCAUUUGGCAUUGUAAUGUGGGAAAUCUUGACUGGGGAAGAACCAUAUGCUAACAUGCACUGUGGCGCUAUUAUAGGAGGUAUUGUCAAUAAUACGCUCAGGCCUCCUAUUCCAAAAAGAUGCGAUUCUGAGUGGAAAAAGCUGAUGGAAGAGUGCUGGAGUCCUGAUCCUGCAGCAAGACCAACCUUCACAGAUAUUAAAAUUAGACUUCGCAACAUAUCAGCUGCACUUCCCAAAAAGAGACAUAACAUUGGCAAUCGAUGAAACUUUCUCUUUUCCUUGUACACUAAUGGAUGCAAAUACCAAAGAAAGAUUAUUGACAUUGUUGUAUAGAAAAGAAACAGUAGUGUAGAGGUAUAACAUAAACCAAAAAUGAGUAAAAGCCAUUUAUUUAAAUGUUCACUCACUGGUGCACACUUGAAAAAAGUGCCUCACUGCAAACAUUUCUUGAGAAAUAUCUCUUGAAUAUGGUUAUGGGAAUGUAAAUAUCC
Vigna radiata var. radiata (mung bean) is the source of this 4542-nucleotide messenger RNA. Its product is annotated as probable serine/threonine-protein kinase DDB_G0282963. Gene Ontology annotation, molecular function: ATP binding; protein binding; protein kinase activity. The record is from RefSeq and is a predicted model, not a curated record. Gene Ontology annotation, cellular component: cytoplasm. Bases 806 to 4315 code for a protein of 1169 amino acids. Lineage: Eukaryota; Viridiplantae; Streptophyta; Magnoliopsida; Fabales; Fabaceae. Gene Ontology annotation, biological process: protein phosphorylation; signal transduction. The transcript is spliced from 10 exons.